CACUGCCGUCCACGAAGGUGAGUAAAUAACUGUCACUAGGAUAGGUUUCCCAUCCCGUAAACCACCCCACUUCACUCUUCCUAUGCAAUGUCGCUUGUCGUCGUUUAUAGCACCCUCAACGAUGGCAUUAUCAAGACUGUAUUCUCGUACUUGUGACUCAACAAGAAUUUAUUUUCAUCCAUUAUCAAUAUUCUUCAAUGUUGCGUCCCGCCGCCGAAGCGUCCGUCAGCGAGUGCAGAAACUCAUCAUGGAAACAACUUCCGCUUCGAAGUAGCGAUCCCGUCCAAGAAAUUCGAUCCUAGCGCAUAUGUAGAGGUGCCCGAUCAAUCCGCUCCACAGCCAGCUACCGUCAACCCAUCCGACGUCACGAGAGUUGUCAACGUCAUAUCCAUGAGUUACAAGGCCGACAUUGAUGCUGCCACGGAAUCCUUACUUAAAGGACAGACAGUCGAGAGGUGGCACUACUAUGAAGCCCCGGCCCGAGACGACAUUGGAGAGGUCCCGUCUGUCGAGCAAGUCAUGAACAUACUGGAGAAUUUCAGGUUUUGCUCCGAUGAGGGCUACUGCGAAGCUUCGUGGAAUCAAUUCAUUUACGGCAAAUUGUUGCGGCUGGCGGUGCCAUUGCUAUGCCGAGGGUCUGAGGGAACAGUGUCAUACAUACCGUGCCCGACCACUAAGAUCAUCGAUUACUAUGUUGACACCAGAGGAUCCUCCCGCAAGAUCGACUAUUACAUGCUCAUCAACCCCGAGGCGCCAUACGCGAGCGCAAUUCAGGAACUCCGGUAUUAGGAUAACCUGUCUCUCAGUCUAUCACACCGGCUACCAGCUCUUGUGCCGAAGACCCAUCGACUGAGCAUCGACACCAAGGGUCCCGACGAAGAGCUCAUCGAUGCCAAGACACAACUUUUGAUCCGGCCAGGGGUUCAGUGGGAUAUCCUCGAACGGCUUGCCAAUCACAACGAAGCCCCCCGGCCUCUACCAGACUUCAUAGCCGGCGUUACAGCUGAGGGUCACAAGUGGUAUAUCGUAGCCAGCACUCGCAAUGGCACCGAAACGGUACGUUACGUCUCGGGCCGUGUCAUGCCUUGGUCAGACACAUGUGGGCUAAUUUGCGGUAGAUAUUUUAGGUGAGCCAAGAGUUGGGCACAACCGAGGAAGCCAUCGGCGUCUGCUCCAUUGUGUGCCUAUUGCAGUACAUGGCACAAUGGGCACGUAUGGUAUCCUGGUCUACCUUUCCGCGAUAUUUCAUCCCGCCACAAACGUUGUUUGCCGCAAGACGACAAUCAGGGCGUAAAGUCAUUAUGCGCUUGGCGGAGGAAGGCCUGCCGCUACUCUAGGACUUG
Colletotrichum scovillei is the source of this 1343-nucleotide messenger RNA. RefSeq lists its product as uncharacterized. The transcript is spliced from 3 exons. NCBI's taxonomy places the organism in Eukaryota, Fungi, Ascomycota, Sordariomycetes, Glomerellales, Glomerellaceae. The record is from RefSeq and is a predicted model, not a curated record. The coding region runs from base 391 to 789 and encodes 132 amino acids.